AUGAAUAAAAGUAAUAAUAUAAAUAAUAAUAAAAAUUAUAGUUAUAUAAAUAAUAGAGAUAAUGAAUAUUUAUUUAAAAAAAUAAUUAAAAAUGUAUAUUUAUGGAGUUUAAUAUCCAAAUAUUUAAAAAUUUAUAAUAUUUUUUAUAAAUGUAGAAAAAUAAAUGUAUCAGAUUUAGUAAAUAAAGAAACUAUAGAGUUUUAUAAUGAUGUGGAGCUAAUAAUACAAGAUGAUAUAGAUUUAGAAAAAAUUACACCAGUAAAUAUAGAGUCUAUGACAUUGGACCUAUCGGAAUUUAGAAGUCAGAAAUCAUCGAUCUCCAUACCAAGCUCCGUCAAAUCUUUAGGAAUCUUAAAUAACAAUGCUCAAAGAACGAAUAACAGAGACUUUACAGAUAUUUUAUCAUUUUUAUCAAAUUUAAAAAUAGAAACACUAUCAAUAUCAAGUAAAUACAACAACACAUUAAUUCAAAUCAACCCAAAUUUUUUCCCAAGCUCAUUAACUGAACUAGAUCUGUCAUGCUUUGGCCUAGAAAUAAAGAAAGGAACCUUACCCAACACACUAAGGAAAUUAACAUUUUCUAAAGCAAAAAAUAAUAGUAUUGAAAAAGGAUCAUUACCACCCAGUUUAAAAGAAUUAAUUGUAAACGAAUACAGCUCAAAAUUAACUCAAAACUCAAUGAUCAAAUUAAAUAUUGACCGCUUUCAAACUAUAUUUCCAAUCGAGAGUGGAUAUUUACCAGAUGGCUUAGAGGUAUUGAAAUUAAAUAACAACUUUUAUGAUGACUCUUUCAACAUUCACAAGUUUUUCAUCUUUCCAAGCAAUCUUCAGUAUUUAGAAAUUAAACUUAAAAGUUUUAAUUUUAAACUACCCUCAUCUUUGAAAACCCUAAUAAUGGAAAUGGACAAUGACAACCUAGAAAUCUCCAGCGAAAUGAUACCCUAUGGUCUCACUUCAUUAGAAUGCAACUUUUCAACUUUAAAAGAUUCAGAUGGUAUUUCAAUAUUCCCAGACACAUUAACAUCAUUGGUUUUCAAAAACAAACUAUUUAACGAGAGAUUAGAGCCUUCAAAUCUACCACAAAACUUACUCUAUUUAGAGUUUACCUAUCCAUCUAUAUUUGACAAUGGUUCUUUCAGCUUAUCCAAUCCCAAAACAUUCCCACCAUCUCUUACCUAUAUAGACUUUGGUAACUUUUUCAAUCAAACCAUAGGUGCAAAUGUACUACCCCCAUUUUUAAACACCCUUAUAUUUGGAGACUUUUAUGAUCAAGAAAUAGGUAUCAAUGUUCUUCCAUCUAGUUUAAAGAUCCUAAAAAUAGGCUACAACUUUUACCAAGAUAUUUUAACAGACUCUAUUCCAUUUAAUUUAGAAUUACUUGAAAUUAGAAAUAGAAACUAUAAAAAACCAAUUAAAUUAAAAAACAGAUACACACUGGUAGACCUAUACAACUAUUAUAAGCAAUUUGAACAAUGCCCAGAAGAGCUCUACGUAUACAAAGUACCAUACAACAACUACAACACAUUAGUGGUACUAUCAUUAAAAAAUAAAAUAAAUUUAGAGUAUCUAGAUCUAAAGGAACAGAAAUAUUACCAAUAUAAUAUCGAAGAUGAUCUCCCAAUAACAUCUAUUAAAACACUAGUAUUAGGUAUCAAUUUUCAACAGACUAUAGAUUUAGAGCAAUUCAAUAACCUAGAAACUAUUUAUAUUAAUGACUCCAAUCCAAAAAUCAAUACAACCAUUUACACCUCCAACAUUGAUAAUAAUGUAAAUUAUAAUUUCUUUAAUUUAAAAUCAAUAAUAGUACCUGCCACCAAUUUAAAAUUUUUAGAUAACAUUGACAAAAUAUUUUACCAAUAUAUUACCCUAACUAAAUAA
Messenger RNA from Dictyostelium purpureum, 1878 nucleotides. RefSeq lists its product as uncharacterized. The transcript has a single exon. The coding region runs from base 1 to 1878 and encodes 625 amino acids. NCBI's taxonomy places the organism in Eukaryota, Evosea, Eumycetozoa, Dictyosteliales, Dictyosteliaceae. The record is from RefSeq and is a predicted model, not a curated record.